UGUCAAACAGGAUUAUUAUUAAAAUUCGCUUUUAUUGCUUGUGUAAAGUUUAUUUUAUAUUAAUCAAAAUGCCUGCUGGAACUUCAACCGCCGCCGAUCCUAUACGAGAAAAAGCCUUUCAGGACUAUAGAAAGAAAUUAAUGGAGCACAAAGAAGUGGAAUCGCGAUUGAAAGACAUGCGUGAGCAGUUAAAAGAUUUAACAAAGCAGUAUGACAAGAGUGAAAAUGACUUGAAAGCACUGCAAAGUGUGGGUCAAAUUGUUGGUGAAGUACUCAAACAGCUUACUGAAGAGAAAUUUAUUGUGAAAGCUACAAAUGGUCCACGAUAUGUAGUUGGGUGCCGUCGGCAACUGGAUAAGAACAAGCUGAAAGGUGGCACCAGAGUUGCAUUAGAUAUGACCACCCUCACCAUCAUGCGACAUCUUCCCAGAGAGGUUGAUCCCCUUGUAUACAACAUGAGCCAUGAGGAUCCUGGAGAUGUUACAUAUGCUGCCAUUGGAGGUCUGCAGGAGCAGAUUCGACAACUUCGUGAAGUGAUAGAAUUACCGCUGUUAAAUCCAGAACUCUUUGUGCGUGUUGGCAUUACACCUCCCAAGGGCUGCCUUCUGUAUGGUCCACCCGGUACAGGCAAGACUUUACUAGCCAGAGCUGUCGCUUCACAACUGGAUGCUAACUUUUUGAAGGUUGUAUCUUCAGCGAUUGUUGACAAGUAUAUUGGUGAAUCUGCUCGCCUCAUUCGUGAGAUGUUCAACUAUGCUCGGGACCACCAGCCCUGCAUUAUAUUUAUGGACGAAAUUGAUGCUAUCGGUGGCAGGCGUUUUUCUGAAGGCACUAGCGCUGACAGAGAGAUCCAACGUACAUUGAUGGAGUUACUCAACCAAAUGGAUGGAUUUGAUUCCCUCGGGCAGGUGAAGAUAAUAAUGGCCACCAACCGACCUGACACCCUUGACCCUGCGCUGCUCAGACCUGGCCGUUUGGACAGAAAAAUUGAGAUUCCAUUACCCAAUGAACAAGCCAGGUUAGAAAUUCUGAAGAUUCAUGCAGCCCCCAUAGCAAAACAUGGUGAGAUGGACUAUGAGGCAGUGGUCAAAUUGUCUGACACAUUCAACGGAGCUGAUCUUAGAAAUGUGUGUACUGAAGCUGGCUUGUUUGCUAUCCGAGCUGAGAGAGAAUACAUAAUACAGGAAGAUUUGAUGAAAGCUGUACGAAAAGUAGCUGACAAUAAGAAAUUGGAGAGUAAAUUAGAUUAUAAACCCGUUUAAUUUUUUGUACGAAAUAAGAAAUAUAAAUUUUAUGAGAUCAACCAUUCAUGUGAUUUAUUAACAUCAUAAGAAUGGUGUUAAUAAAAAAAUAUAACAAAUUUGUAUGCAGUGAGUGAAAGAAUAGUCUUGUAUUAAGAACUAUUAAUAAUAAAAAUAUGUAUUACAAUGUA
Messenger RNA from Achroia grisella, 1432 nucleotides. It is a transcript of the gene Rpt4, whose product is annotated as 26S proteasome regulatory subunit 10B. The record is from RefSeq and is a predicted model, not a curated record. Bases 69 to 1262 code for a protein of 397 amino acids. The transcript has 9 exons. Gene Ontology annotation, biological process: positive regulation of RNA polymerase II transcription preinitiation complex assembly. NCBI's taxonomy places the organism in Eukaryota, Metazoa, Arthropoda, Insecta, Lepidoptera, Pyralidae. Gene Ontology annotation, cellular component: cytosolic proteasome complex; proteasome regulatory particle, base subcomplex. Gene Ontology annotation, molecular function: ATP binding; ATP hydrolysis activity; proteasome-activating activity.